AUGGCUAUAGUGCAGGAUAGGACUGUGUUUCCAGAUAGCAAGGAAUGGCAAUUUUUGGAAUUUGCUCUGCAAUUGCAUCUUAGUACAUCCAGGGCAAAGUUGUUACAGGCAUGGGAUGUCUCGCUCCCAGAAACGGUUGCCGCUUUCAACGCUAAGAGCAGUAACCAGCUAGUCAAUCCCGUGUUCUUGGAUGUUAAUAAAUUGGACGAUAAUAACACGGUGCAGGACAUUUAUCGCAGAGGAAUUAGGGUCCCAAAUGACGGAAUGGAGAUUGUUAUUGGAAAUAUUAAUUUCCCAGAUCUUCCAAUAAUAGAGAAUAUACCAGAGUUAGACGAAAAAAUGAAGGUACCACCGCAAAAGCAAACAUACCAGUUCUUUCUGUGUGAUGUUACAACUGGUUUGUCACUAACUGCUAAGGACAGGGAAGAUGCUGCUAGGAGCAGGGUUUCUAUGCCACUGGAAUUUGAAAGUCAUCAGAUAGUGGAUAAAAGGUCAGAACCUAGCAAUGUAACUUUAUAUUGCUUUCCCGAUGGUCCUGUGAAGGGUGUGUUGCCUCGGCAGAAAUUAUAUGAAAAAUUUUAUAUAUAUGAUUCGUCGCAGAUUCUGGCACGCUAUUUAUUGACAUUUGAAUUUGAUGCCAGUAAGAUUGAGAGCUUCGCCUUACCAUUUUGUGAAAUCUGUCGCGAUUUACCAGCUACGAUAUACUGUUCCAGUGACAAAGCUAAGAUGUGCAAGGAAUGUGACGAGUCAUUUCAUGCGGCAAAUAAAUUCGUAGCGAGACAUAUAAGGGUGCCACUCAAUCAGAUCCCCCGGGACAGCAUAGGAGGCUGCCACGUACAUCCAAGGGAGGAAGCGAAGCACUAUUGUCUUUUUUGUACCACGGCAAUUUGCGAUUCUUGUUUAGUAGACCAUCGCCACAACAACAAACUGGACAUAAUACCUAUGACGAACGCAUACAAGACUAUUUUGCAGGAAAAGGAGGUACAAGAGGAGUUGAUUGCUAGAAAUUUCAACGUAAAGGAGCAGAUAAAACAAAUUGAGGAGUUGAUGAAAAUAGUGCAACAGGGGAAGAAGGAAUCGGAGGAAGAGUUGUACAGAGAGAUGGAGAAUCCUAUAAAGCGCCUCGAAGAAAUCAUUGAUGAGAAAGCUAAGUUGGUGUUGGCUCAGCAAAAUUGUCUUCACACCAGGCACUUACAACUCUCAUGGGCUAGUGACUUUAUAGCACAUAUGAGAAAUACACUACCCCCAUUAGACUUUCUAUCAGUUUGGCUCACAUACUGCAGAUUUAGAAAAGAAAUUCUCGAUCGUCCUAUGCCCAAUAAACCAGUGUACGCUGAUGCUACUCUUGUGGGUUCAAUUAAAAUCGCUUCUAAGCAAGCUACGGAGCAUUUGGAGUCUUCAAAGCAUGCAUAG
Molecule: messenger RNA, 1413 nt
Organism: Babesia microti strain RI
Lineage: Eukaryota; Apicomplexa; Aconoidasida; Piroplasmida; Babesiidae
Product: zinc finger protein, putative
Exons: 6
Coding region: 1-1413 (470 amino acids)
Molecular function (GO): zinc ion binding
Source: RefSeq, a predicted model, not a curated record